CGGGGGAGGCCAGGGCGCUCACUGAACUCGGUCGGGAGCGGCCCCCGCGCUGCCCCCCGAGGCCAGGAAGGCGCAGCGUGUGGGUCCUCGGGGCUGGAGGGGCAAGCGCGGGGACGUGGCCUCGGCUGCUAGCAGUCCAGGCUUUCGCGUCUACUCUGACGUUUUGACCUUGGGCAAGUCAUUUUUCGCUGCCCUCUGCCCCUGUGUCAUCGGUAGCCUCUCUGCCCCUCCUCUGAGCAUGGGAAGCCUAAGGCGAUGUGGGAUGCCUGGCGCUGGUGGAGGGCACGGCGAGAGCUGGGCAGGCUGUGGGUGAUGGAAGAGAUCAGUAGGUGUUGGGUUCCUUACCCGAUCUGAUUAGGUGCCAGUCACUUAACCUCUCCAUGUUUUCGAUUCCUUUAGGGAGUAGAAUGGGAGUAGCUCCUAUUUGCCAGGCCUAAAAACGAGUGCCGUUUACAUUUUUUAUUGCACUCUGUGGUCCGAAGACAACCCUAUGAGGCAUCAGUAGGGUUUUACAGUUGGGGAAGUGGAGGCCUAACCAAGUCAGUGACUUUCUUACUGAAUUAUAGGUAAUAAAGUCUUCUGGAAGGCAGGAUGGUAGCAUGUGUUGAGUGUCCGCCAGCGUCUGCCCCUGUGGUAAAAUGAGCGGAGAUAAAUGAAAAGACUUCUGGAAUGGGCCCAUGAAGAUAAGUCCGUUUUACUCAUGAGCAGAUUGAGUUUGGUUAAGGUAACAGGGAUGUGGAUAGCCGCUGGAGACAGAACUAGUCCAAGUACCAGCUUUGCUCAGGUUAUUAUUCUGUCGUGCCUUGUCACUCCAGAAAAAGAAAAAAAGGAAGGCAUAAAAGUUGUUUGAAAUGCACAAAAGUGUAGGGCGUGCCAAGCAGUGUUCUGCUGCCGUUGAAGUUAGUGCAAAUUGGAAGUUGAGGCAUCUGGUAGCUUCAUGCUUUUUGCUUUUACCCCCGCCCUUCUCCCAGUUUCAGAUGACUAUCUUCUCUUGCAUUAUGUCUCUAGUUUCCCUGUUUUUUAAACAUAAUUGGGACGCACGGGUUCACAAUAGGUUGGAAUAUAUAUAUAUAUUUUGAGACAGAGUCUCUCUCUGUUGCUCAGGGUGGAGUGCAGCGGCACGAUCUCGGCUUACUGCAACCUCCCCCUCCCGGGUUCAAACGAUUCUCCUGCCUCAGCCUCCCAAGUAGCUGGGAUUACAGGCGUGUGCCACCAUGCUCGGCUGAUUUUUUUUGUAUUUUUAGUAGAGACGGGGUUUCACCAUGUUGGCCAGGCUGGUCUUUAAACUCCUGGCCUCGAGUAAUUCACCCAGCUCGGCCUCCCAAAUGCUGGGAUUACAGGCGUGAGCCACCGUGCCUGGCCAGGUUGGAAUAUUUGAACCCAGGAUAAUUGGUUACUUCAUUGGUGUUGCACAUUCAAUUCUGCCUCUUGUGUCUUCUCUGUGAACCUUCUUUGCUCUGUAUCUCCCUUUGGAUAACUAAAUGAUACUGUAUGUGAAUCUGUCCCACAGCUCCUGUGAUUUUCUGAGGCAAAAGCUUGGUCUAGAGGGGCGGGAUCUGAACAGUAAGCUAAUGGAUGGAGCUGUUUCCUGGGUCUUGCUGUUUUCCGGUUGGGCUGCUCAUUUCUUUUGUGCAGACUUUUGGAGGUUGUGUUCUGGCCUUUACUGUCACGUCACAUGUAGUCGUCAUUGGCACCGACUUGCUCCUUGGCUGUCUUUCCUUUUCCUCCUGUUUUUCAUGGGUAUGCUGUUCAGCAUGCCCAUUGGUACACUGAUCAUUUGACAGGUUUCGUGAUUUGUGAGUGUGUGUAGACACCACUAUUGGUAUUAGAUUUAGAAUUCUAAUUUUGGGUUUGUUGACAUCAUCUUUUUGCUGCUUAUCUCAUUCCUCUAUCCCUCGUAGGCUGAUUUUAUUUGGAAACUGAAUUUGGAUUCCAUCUUUGCCUUUCUGGCUGUGAAAUUACCUACUUUUAGAAAGCAUCUCAAAUCUUAUAUCUGUAACUGUCAUUCACAUGCCUUUUGAAGACCAGUCUGAGAUUUCAGAGGACCUCCUGGAGCAUAAACAUGGUAUUCCACAGAUAACUUAAAGCCAGAAAUUAUUUUUAAAACUAGGACUUUCAGCCUCCCUCUCACUCCGGGGGAAAAAGUGAUUAAAACACAAACACUGUUUCUCUUUUAUUCCUUAACAUGGUUAAUGACAUUAACAUCUCUUUGAAUGUUCUACUAGAAAUGCCAGUUAUCCUUGUUGCUCUUUAUCUUUUAUCUUUCUGUCUUGUCAAACAAAGCCAUGUUCUUAUGCACCUGCAGGGUCUGCUACUCUCAGGCCUUUGCCAGUUCUCACAUAGGUUGAUAUGGUGGCUUUCUGACUUGUUUUCCUGAAUCUCCAUGUCUCUCCACCUUCUAUCCUCUCUCCCGAGUCACCGCCCUAAAGUGUAAAUUUGAUUGUGUAAUGACCCUGCUUUAAAAAUUGGAUGAGGCUGGGCGCGGUGGCUGAUGCCUGUAAUCCUACCACUUUGGGAGGCCGAGGCGGGUGGAUUGCCUGAGCUCAGGAGUUCUAGACCAGCCUGGGCAACACGGUGAAAUCCUCUCUCUACUAAAAUACAAAAAAUUAGAUGGAUGUGGCGGUGUGCACCUGUAGUCCCAGCUACUCGGAAGACUGAGGCAGGAGAAUCACUUGAACCUGGGAGGCGGAGGUUGCAAUGAGCCGAGACUGUGCCAUUGUACCCCAGCCUGGACCACAGACAGAGUGAGACUCCGUCUGAAAACAAAAAACAAACAAACAAACAAAAUUGGAUGAUACCUUGAAGCUCCUACCGGAUAAAGUCCAAUUUCUUUUUUUGAAGCCCAAUUUCUUUAUCAUUAUGUGUAAGGACCUUUGUAGUCUGUGGCUCCAAAUUCAUUUUCCAGCCUUGUCUCCUGUCAUUCCUCAUCAGGGAACCUCUUGUUUUGAUGAAGCCCAGCUUUCCUGCCACUCUAGUGCGUUGUUAAUGCCUCUGUAUUUUUGCACACAUUGUUUCCUUCCGCCUUACUGAAUCCCAUGAUUCUUUCAAGACUCAACUCUUCGUGAAGCCUUUUUCAACUUGCCUAACUCUGUUUAUGUUUCUUUACUAUCAUAACACUUCAUGCAUGCAUUUAUGUAGUUGUUAUAUUACUUUAUCUUUAGUAACUUGUGUUUGUUUUGGUAGCUGCCUUAUGGGUAGGCUUAUUCACUUUUGUAUCACUAAUGUCUAAAAUAGCAUUUAACACCAAGGAUACCAUAAGACAAAGCUCUCAUGGAGUUUAAAAUGAAUCUGGGACAUAGCAGAUACGUAAAAGUAGUUGUGGAAUGAAUUGACUGUAGAAAAAGCCUUUCAAAUAUAUAAAAUUAUAUUCUAGACCAUAAGUAGUGAUCUUUCUCUUGUUUUUCAAACAUUCCUUCCUUUCCUUAGGAAAAACAUAGAAUGGAAAGCCCAGCCCAUCCUUGUUGGCUGUCAUACACGAGUGCUGUCUCCAAGGGAGUCACAGGUGUCUCUGAUGUGAGAGGAUCCCGGGGAGAUUGAGCUUACUGCCUGGGAACUUUUGGAUUUCUGGAGAAGCAGGCUGUGGUAGCCUGGCUCUGCGUCAGUGAAUACCUGGGAAAGGAGCUGGAGCUCUAUUUUGCUUGCUUUCUGCAUUCAUUUCUUUUAGAGCUAAUGGGGACACAAUAUUUUGAAGUUUUUCCAUUUCAGGUCUACAGCAUUUAGUGGUAUUUUCCUUAUAGUUAUGUUUUCCAAAUACUUCUCAAUUUCUUUGGUUCUGACAUUUCACAAUGAUUUAAAAAAAAAUGUAAUAUGGAAAUUAAACUUGAGGUUUUCGGAAGCUGCUUUCAAGGUGUCUAGAUACAGAGAGAAGAAUGUCACAGUAGGAAGUGCACUGGACUAGGGGAGUCAGGAGACCCGGGUUCUUGUGUUGGCGCCAUCACUCAUGAGCUACGAGGUGACUUCAGGCUGCCAUUGGACCUGUCAAGUGCCUGAGUCAUGUGAUAAUGGGCUACAUUGCGCAGGGCCCCUGGGCCAUCUCCACAGGAGAUGCCAGAGGACGAGUGCCCACUUGCUGGUCUUCACAGAGCACGCUGAAAUGAGACGGUUUAAGCGGAAGCAUCUUACUGCCAUUGACUGCCAGCAUUUGGCUCGGAGUCACUUGGCUGUGACCCAGCCCUUCGGUCAAAGAUGGACAAACAGAGAUCCGAACCAUGGUCUCUAUCCUAAACCGAGAACAAAAAGAGGGAGUAGGGGUCAGGGACGUCAAAGAUGCAUCCCUGAGUUCUUCCUAGCAGGCAAGCGGCCGUGCACCAAUGACAUGGCCAAAAGCAAUUCUGUUGGCCAGGACAGCUGUCAGGACUCUGAGGGUAACAUGAUCUUUCCUGCAGAGAGCAGCUGUGCACUGCCUCAGGAAGGCAGUGGAGAAGCAGGGCUGGGCUCGUCAGGGUCUGCCCCGCCCUCCAGGAAGCGGUCUUGGUCCUCUGAGGAAGAGAGUAACCAAGCUACCGGGACCAGCCGGUGGGAUGGAGUUUCUAAGAAAGCUCCACGGCACCAUUUGUCUGUGCCAUGCACAAGGCCUAGGGAGGCCAGGCAAGAAGCAGAGGACAGUACGUCCCGGCUCUCUGCGGAGUCUGGUGAAACCGACCAAGAUGCUGGGGACAUGGGUCCUGAUCCCAUUCCUGACUCAUACUAUGGGCUUCUUGGGACCUUGCCCUGCCAGGAAGCAUUGAGCCACAUUUGUAGCCUGCCUAGUGAGGUCCUGAGGCACGUGUUUGCCUUCCUCCCGGUGGAAGACCUCUAUUGGAACCUGAGCUUGGUGUGCCACUUGUGGAGGGAGAUCAUCAGUGACCCGCUGUUCAUUCCUUGGAAGAAGCUGUACCAUCGAUACCUGAUGAAUGAAGAGCAAGCUGUCAGCAAAGUGGACGGCAUCCUGUCUAACUGUGGCAUAGAAAAGGAGUCAGACCUGUGUGUGCUGAACCUCAUACGAUACACAGCCACCACUAAGUGCUCCCCGAGUGUGGAUCCCGAGAGGGUGCUGUGGAGUCUGAGGGACCACCCCCUCCUCCCCGAGGCUGAGGCGUGUGUGAGGCAACACCUCCCCGACCUCUACGCUGCUGCCGGGGGUGUCAACAUCUGGGCCCUGGUGGCGGCUGUGGUGCUCCUCUCCAGCAGUGUGAAUGACAUCCAGCGACUGCUCUUCUGCCUCCGGAGACCCAGCUCCACGGUGACCAUGCCAGAUGUCACCGAGACCCUGUACUGCAUAGCCGUGCUUCUCUACGCCAUGAGGGAGAAGGGGAUUAACAUCAGCAAUAGGAUUCACUACAACAUUUUCUAUUGCCUAUAUCUUCAGGAGAAUUCCUGCACUCAGGCCACAAAAGUUAAAGAGGAGCCAUCUGUCUGGCCAGGCAAGAAAACCAUCCAACUUACACAUGAACAACAGCUGAUUCUGAAUCACAAGAUGGAACCUCUCCAGGUGGUGAAAAUUAUGGCCUUUGCCGGCACUGGGAAGACCUCAACGCUGGUCAAGUACGCAGAGAAGUGGUCUCAGAGCAGGUUUCUGUAUGUGACGUUCAACAAGAGCAUCGCAAAGCAGGCCGAACGCGUCUUCCCCAGCAACGUCAUCUGCAAAACCUUCCAUUCCAUGGCCUAUGGGCACAUAGGGCGGAAGUACCAGUCAAAGAAGAAGUUGAAUCUCUUCAAGUUAACACCCUUCAUGGUCAACUCCGUCCUUGCUGAAGGGAAGGGUGGAUUCAUAAGAGCCAAGCUUGUGUGUAAGACUCUAGAAAACUUCUUUGCCUCGGCUGACGAAGAGCUGACCAUUGAUCACGUGCCUAUUUGGUGUAAGAACAGCCAAGGACAGAGAGUCAUGGUUGAGCAGAGUGAAAAACUGAAUGGUGUCCUUGAAGCAAGCCGCCUCUGGGAUAACAUGCGGAAGCUGGGGGAGUGCACGGAAGAGGCGUACCAGAUGACUCAUGACGGCUACUUGAAACUCUGGCAGCUGAGCAAGCCUUUGCUGGCCUCUUUUGACGCCAUCUUUGUGGAUGAGGCCCAGGACUGCACACCAGCUAUCAUGAACAUAGUUCUGUCUCAGCCAUGUGGGAAAAUCUUUGUAGGGGACCCACACCAGCAGAUCUAUACCUUCCGGGGUGCGGUCAACGCCCUGUUCACAGUGCCCCACACCCACGUCUUCUAUCUCACGCAGAGUUUUCGGUUUGGUGUGGAAAUAGCUUAUGUGGGAGCUACUAUCUUGGAUGUUUGCAAGAGAGUCAGGAAAAAGACUUUGGUUGGAGGAAACCAUCAGAGUGGCAUUAGAGGUGACGCAAAGGGGCAAGUGGCCUUGUUGUCCCGGACCAACGCCAACGUGUUUGAUGAGGCCGUACGGGUGACGGAAGGGGAAUUCCCUUCAAGGAUACAUUUGAUUGGGGGGAUUAAAUCAUUUGGAUUGGACAGAAUCAUUGAUAUUUGGAUCCUUCUUCAGCCAGAGGAAGAACGGAGGAAACAAAACCUCGUCAUUAAAGACAAAUUUAUCAGAAGAUGGGUGCACAAAGAAGGCUUUAGUGGCUUCAAGAGGUAUGUGACCGCUGCCGAGGACAAGGAGCUUGAAGCCAAGAUCGCAGUUGUUGAAAAGUAUAACAUCAGGAUUCCAGAGCUGGUGCAAAGGAUAGAAAAAUGCCAUAUAGAAGAUUUGGACUUUGCAGAGAUGGAGUCUCACCAUGUUGGCCAGGCUGGUCUCGAACUCCCGACCUCAGAGUACAUUCUGGGCACUGUGCACAAAGCCAAAGGCCUGGAGUUUGACACUGUGCAUGUUUUGGAUGAUUUUGUGAAAGUGCCUUGUGCCCGGCAUAACCUGCCCCAGCUUCCGCACUUCAGAGUUGAGUCAUUUUCUGAGGAUGAAUGGAAUUUACUGUAUGUUGCAGUAACUCGAGCCAAGAAGCGUCUCAUCAUGACCAAAUCAUUGGAAAACAUUUUGACUUUGGCUGGGGAGUACUUCUUGCAAGCAGAGCUGACAAGCAAUGUCUUAAAAACAGGCGUGGUGCGCUGCUGCGUGGGACAGUGCAACAAUGCCAUCCCUGUUGACACCGUCCUCACCAUGAAGAAGCUGCCCAUCACCUAUAGCAACAGGAAGGAAAACAAGGGGGGCUACCUCUGCCACUCCUGCGCGGAGCAGCGCAUCGGGCCCCUGGCAUUCCUGACAGCGUCCCCGGAACAGGUGCGCGCCAUGGAGCGCACUGUGGAGAACAUCGUACUGCCCCGGCAUGAGGCCCUGCUCUUCCUCGUCUUCUGAGGACAAGGCGCACGUUCUUCGCAGUGCAGAACAGCUUGCCGAGGACCCCGCGUGAAGAAAGCCAGCGAGGGGGGCUUCUGCUCCCUGAGACUCUGGGUUCACCCACAGCACUUUCCGAGGAAGAGGACACCAGUCCAAGCUGGACCUGCCAUUUCUCCACUCCCUACAGACAGCCAGUCUCCACUUGCCUCCCCUCUGGACGUAUCUGGUCGGGGAAGUGGGGGAUGUUCUUUUGAUAAAAAAAAAAAAAAUUUUAUGUAUUUAAACUUUUAUUACAAGAUUUCAAUUAAACAGGCACCAUAGCACUGGCA
Messenger RNA from Gorilla gorilla gorilla (western lowland gorilla), 7593 nucleotides. It is a transcript of the gene FBH1, whose product is annotated as F-box DNA helicase 1. The coding region runs from base 3941 to 7282 and encodes 1113 amino acids. Gene Ontology annotation, biological process: double-strand break repair via homologous recombination; replication fork processing. The record is from RefSeq and is a predicted model, not a curated record. The transcript is spliced from 23 exons. Gene Ontology annotation, cellular component: nucleus. Gene Ontology annotation, molecular function: hydrolase activity; 3'-5' DNA helicase activity; protein binding. NCBI's taxonomy places the organism in Eukaryota, Metazoa, Chordata, Mammalia, Primates, Hominidae.